Messenger RNA from Pseudocercospora fijiensis CIRAD86, 765 nucleotides. RefSeq lists its product as uncharacterized. Bases 1 to 765 code for a protein of 254 amino acids. Gene Ontology annotation, cellular component: proteasome core complex, alpha-subunit complex; nucleus; cytosol. The transcript has 5 exons. Lineage: Eukaryota; Fungi; Ascomycota; Dothideomycetes; Mycosphaerellales; Mycosphaerellaceae. The record is from RefSeq and is a predicted model, not a curated record. Gene Ontology annotation, biological process: ubiquitin-dependent protein catabolic process.
AUGUCUGGAAGCGCGGGCUUCGACAGACACAUCACCAUCUUCUCAGACCAGGGACGUCUCUACCAAGUCGAGUAUGCGUUCAAGGCUAUCACCGCAGCAAACAUCACAUCCGUCGGCGUAAGAGGCAAAGACUGCGCAGUCGUCAUAUCGCAGAAGAAGGUGCCGGACAAGCUCAUUGACCCAUCCUCAGUCUCAUACGUCCACAGACUCUCUCCUUCCGUAGGCUGCGUUAUGACUGGCUCAAUAGCAGAUGCAAGAGCUUCGGUGAAUCGCGCGAGAGGCGAGGCUGCAGAGUUUCGAUACAAGUCUGGCUACGAGAUGCCCUGCGAUGUUCUUGCCAAGCGUAUAGCCAAUAUCUCGCAAGUCUAUACUCAGCGGGCUUACAUGAGACCCCUGGGUGUCGCAACCACACUCAUCUCCGUGGACUCAGAGUACGGUCCUCAGCUGUACAAGUGCGAUCCAGCAGGCUACUAUGUUGGAUACAAGGCGACUGCAUCUGGACCAAAGGCGCAAGAGGCGUUGAACUUUCUCGAGAAGAAGCUGAAGAAUAAGGAUCACGCAGAAGGCAGCUGGGAUGAGGUCGUUGAGCUCGCCAUCACUACCCUAAGCACAGUGCUCAGCGUUGACUUCAAGAAGGGUGAAUUGGAGAUUGGCACCGUUGGCGCUCCUCGACAGGACGGCAAGGAGGGCACUGACCCUAACUUCCGUCCUCUGACGGAAGAUGAGAUUGAUGAGCGGCUGCAAGCCAUUGCAGAGAAGGACUAA